UGUAACUGGCCUGACAGACAGCUGGAGGAGUGACAAUAUUCAACUCCGUGACACAUCUGAUGUGCAGCAGGUGAUUGUAAUGAGGCCUGAAGAUGACUUGAUGAUAUCAGAGAAUGUCUUUGUGUUGGAUUACAUUGCUCCUGGUCUGAAUGGGAAUCUUUAACACUCAACCCCUGAUGGAAUACCAACGAGAUUAAGGUUUUUAGGCUAAACACGGCAGAAUGUGCUCCCAAAUCCUUUGAGCAAUUUCUUUAAUCGGCUCUUCUGUGUCGAGCAGCAUUCUUUCAUCAUCUUUGGAAAGAGCCAUAUACGUACUGUGAUAACUUUGCAUCCUGAGGGGAGGGCUCUUCCACCAUGAAAGACCGGCUAGAGGAGCUACAGCAGAAGGUUCAAGAAUCUUCUGAAGUCCCAAUCGAGAAUAGCAAUCCUUUCUCAGCGGAGGGCGAUGACGAUGACUCCGUGGUGGUCGGGGUUAUCAGGCAGCAGGCUGUGGUGUUCGAGGAGGAGCCAGUCAUUGAGAACUUCCUGGCUGAUGCCCAGAAAAUCCGCGAUGACAUCACCUUGCUGGACGUGGAGGUGUUAAAGUUCACUCAGCAGCAAAAGUCCCUUGUGGCAACCAUGCGUCGUUUCAGCGUGAUGAAGAAAGAGAGCAGCAUAACGCGGGACAUCAAGCUCCAGGCCGAAAGCAUCCAUCGACGUUUAGAUGCACUUGCAAAACAGGUCCAAAGAACCGAGGAGCUGCAGGGACCCACUGGAGUUACGUCAAGGAUACAACGGUCCCAGCAUGCAGCGCUGUACCGCAAAUUCCAGCAGGUAAUGCGGCAGUAUAAUGAAGGUCUGCUGACCAAGCAGGAGCGCUGUAAGCACUUCAUUAUCCGGCAACUCGAGGUUUCGGGCAGGGAUGUGACAGAGGAAGAGGUGAAUGAGAUGGUUGCCCAAGGAAAAUGGGAGGUCUUCAAUGAGAACCUGCUGAAUGAUGCCAGAAUAACGCGGUCGCAAUUAUCCGAGAUCGAACAGAGACAUAAGGAGUUGCUGAGCCUGGAGAGCAACAUGAAGGAGCUGAGGGACCUCUUCCUGGACAUUUUCAUGCUGGUGGAGGAACAAGGGGCGUACAUCGAACACAUCCAGACCAACGUGGAGAGGACACAGGAUUAUGUAGCCGCAUCUAAUGAGAAGUUCAAGACGGCCGCCCAAUAUAAGAGGAAGAACCCACUCCGCCAGCUGUGCUGCUGCUGCUGUCCUCCCUGGAGAUGCUGCUUAUGAAACAUAUUUAUUCCGGUUUUAUUUCAAAACUCUAACUUACACAUUGGAAGAGAGCAACACUGGACUCAAGUACCCUCGAGUAGCAUUAAAGCGAAGAUAAUGGUACUGCAGUUUUUGCUGCUGAACAGAGCGCUGGUGGAGACAGACUCAGCAGAGCAUAGAAAACAAUUAGGGGGAAGGGCCAGAAUUGAGCACUUGUUUUAUUUAUUUUAUUCUUUUUUUUUUUUUUCGAGAGGAUGUGAAGCGGCCGCUAUUGGAAGAGACAGUUCAGCGAGUGCUGCUCACCAUCGCUGUCGCUUAUUAGAGACCUUCACAGUCAUCUGACAGGGGUCACAAACAAGGGGAGGCCGCUGACACUGCCAGUCAGCAAGACUGGUAUUUCACCAUUUUUCAAAAAAAGAGCCUCUCAUAUUUUUUCUUUUUUUUUUCUGCCAUGUGCGCUCCACUUAAUGAAGGCAUAUUUGUAAUAAUACAGCAUACGCACUUUAAAACGUCUUUUAUUUCGGGCACAAAGUAAAAUUAAACAGAGUCAAGGACGUAUUGAGCCAUUACAUACAGUACCAGUCAAAGGUUUGGACACACCUUCUCAUUCAAUUCAAUGAGAAAGUAUGUCCAAAGUCUUGACUGGCAGUGUAUAUGUACUGAUGGUAAAAAAAAAACAAAGAUUAAAAAAAAAAAAAAAAAAAAUUGUUUUAUAAUUAGUCAUUAGUCUCAUUUGCAUUUCAAAGUCAGAUUAUUUUCGAUGGGAUUAUUUUUUUAUUAAUUUAUGCAGUUUCACAGAGGCAGGGAUUCAAGUAAAACUUUGAGUCAUGAGCCUUGAUCAAAACGUUUCCGUCACGAUGACUGCAGGAAAUCACCGAGGUCAUCUGUGUAAAACUAAGAUUUAAUUUCAGGAAAUAUUAAAAUUCUGCACACGUCCUGCAUCUUGGUGUGCAAUAUCAGUCCGUAAUUGUGUUGGGUUCAUUGCUCUGACGCAAAACUGCGACGUCCACGUGUCAUUAAUCCUAGCGCGCCGGCUCAGGUGAUGUACCAGCAGUGUGGACGAAAAUGCUGUUAAUGUGGUGUUUAGUUGCCAAGCAGAACCAGCACACUCCCAGCUGCUGACAGGUAAUCAUCUUCUCUUUCCCCUUUUCCCCAAGUUGAGCUGACAAUUUUAACUCGUUAUCCCUGCCAGGAUAAUAGGAGUGGUGGGUAAUUCAUUCACCGUUGAUCUCAGUCACUGGCAGAAGGGCUCAAACUUAGCCUCUAAUCAGCUGACAGUGACGUUCCUCAGUGAGUCAGUGACCCGUGGUGUCUGGUGUCCGAGACAAAAUACAGGUGAGGUGGGUAUGUUGGAGCCAGGCUGGAAAAACCAGUUUGUGUGCUAAUCCAGGAUAAUUGCCAGACAGCUAUACUGUGUUCCUGUGGGGAACAGUGUGUAAAUAAAACUGUUAUAUUGGAGACACUAAGAGCACCUACCUUGGUUAAAUAGUCUUCUGUUUAAAUAGACUGCUCCUAGGUUUACAUCCAAAAAAAAAAAAAAAAAAAUGCAUAUACUUUAUAAAAUAAUUAAAAUACCUCGCAGGCAUCUCAAAAAGUGCAAAAAUGGCCUUUUUUUUAGGUUGAUCUGCUCAUCUCCCCAACUUUUACAACUCAAACAACAUCUAAAGGAGCCCUACCUGUCAGUGCCGUGUUUUAUUAACCUUAACUAUUAUUACGCUGCUCCCUCGAGAUUAGCACAGGGACAGGACAGGGUUCGAUGUGUGUGAGGUGAGGUGUUUGAUGACUUCUGCUAUCCGUCCGGAAAAGCCUUUUCAGGAAUCUGAUCUUUUGUGUUGUACAUCAGUCCCUCCGAGAUUAAAGUUUUUUGUUUUUUUUUUUUUUUUUAAAGAUGUAAAUACAUCAAAUAUUUCAAUUUUAAUAUGUAAAUCCGGUAACAAUAGGCUGUUCUGCAUGGUUGACACCACGGCUCUGACAUAGGAGGGAGAGAAGGAAAAAAAAAAAAAACCUGAAGCGCUGCUGCAAAUUGCAGAAACGGCAACAAUGCCAUCCAGUGUUCACUGAGAUAAUUACCAGUUAAAAGUUGGUGUUAUCACGGUUAAUGUUUGAGGACGUGCAAUUACAUAAGACGGGGUGAGUUGUCGUAACUGCUGUAUUUUCUCUUCCAAAGGUCCUAAGAAUAUAGAUACAGACAUUGUUGAGGCACUGUCACACUUGUUGAGCCAUUAUGAGCAGCGUGAAGAGGCCAUUACUCAAGGAUUCAGUCUUCAGUCAGUGUCAGCAGCUGCUAGCGCGUACUGUACCGGCUACAAAUAGGGAUAAUGUUUUUAUUGUUUUAAUUCUGUGACAGAAUUAACAAAAAGGAAACAAUAAUGAACAACAAAAGUACAUAACCCAUUUCAAUAAAUUUAGUUUCUUUUACAAACAU
Messenger RNA from Mugil cephalus (flathead mullet), 3670 nucleotides. It is a transcript of the gene stx19, whose product is annotated as syntaxin 19. The transcript has 6 exons. The record is from RefSeq and is a predicted model, not a curated record. Gene Ontology annotation, cellular component: endomembrane system; plasma membrane; synaptic vesicle. Bases 355 to 1263 code for a protein of 302 amino acids. Lineage: Eukaryota; Metazoa; Chordata; Actinopteri; Mugiliformes; Mugilidae. Gene Ontology annotation, biological process: exocytosis; intracellular protein transport; synaptic vesicle fusion to presynaptic active zone membrane. Gene Ontology annotation, molecular function: SNARE binding; SNAP receptor activity.